Molecule: messenger RNA, 1059 nt
Organism: Bolinopsis microptera
Lineage: Eukaryota; Metazoa; Ctenophora; Tentaculata; Lobata; Bolinopsidae
Product: calumenin-B-like
Exons: 4
Coding region: 7-843 (278 amino acids)
Cellular component (GO): endoplasmic reticulum
Molecular function (GO): calcium ion binding
Source: RefSeq, a predicted model, not a curated record
CAAGGAAUGAUACUAAAAGCGGGUGCAGCUAAGAUCCGAGUCCUUCUACCAGUUCUUGGAUUCGUAUGUUUCCUUGUUUUCCAGUUCCUGAAAUCAGAUGAUGAUGCUGUCACAGAUGUUAACACUUUCCUAAGAACGAGACUUUCAAAACUGGUGGAUGCUUUUGAUGAGAACCAUGACGGUGUUCUCAACAACGAUGAGUUGUUAUCGUGGUUCUACAUGGUAGACAUGGGAGACAAGGCAAACGAACUGAAGGUGACAUGGGAGGGAGCUGACCGUGAUGGGGACGGGCACAUCACCCUCAACGAAUACUUAGAGCAAGUCGGCUUUUUAGCGGACGACCCAAGUUUUGUAAAAGCGACAAGACGGAGGUUUCUAAGCGUCGACAAAGAUCGAAAUGAUAUGCUGAGCAAAGAAGAGUUUGCUAUAUUCUUAUUUCCUGAGCUUUCUCCUGAAAUGACGCACACUCUGUACGACGAGGAAAUGGCGGAUCGCGACGCGAACCAUGACAACCACCUCUCCCUGCACGAAUAUCUGGGUCUCACCGAGGAGGAGCUAGCUGACCAGGAGCGACAAUUCACUGUCCAGCAACACGUGGACUACUUUCGCGCGCAUCUUGACACCAACCACGACGAUAUCCUUAACCCUGACGAGGUUUUAGCGUGGGUUUCAGAUGAUAAGAGACAUUUGAGGGUGAAAGCGGAGAAGGUGAUGCAGACGGUGGAUAAGGAUAGGAAUGGGGUGUUGAGUAUUGAAACUGAGAUUACAAGUGAUGUGAAGUAUUUUUCAGAGCAUGAAUUGACGAGGUAUGGUGAUAUGCUGCUUUACCAGGAUGAACUUUAGUUUUAAAAUAUGUGCAAUUAAUUGAUUGAUUAUUUCGAAUUAAUAAGUCUGGAUAAUAGAUGAUAAUUUUGUUGUUUUUUGUAAAUAACUUCAGGUAGAUUGGAUGUUGAUAAUUUAUUUCACUCAGAUUAAUGUUUUUGUGACAGUGUCACAAUGUAGAUUGUAUUGUCAUGGUGUCCUGACUUUAGUGUAUAUACGAUGUUUUGCGGUAAGUAC